Silurus meridionalis is the source of this 967-nucleotide messenger RNA. Its product is annotated as Alpha-aspartyl dipeptidase-like. The record is from RefSeq and is a predicted model, not a curated record. Gene Ontology annotation, biological process: proteolysis. Lineage: Eukaryota; Metazoa; Chordata; Actinopteri; Siluriformes; Siluridae. Gene Ontology annotation, molecular function: serine-type peptidase activity. The coding region runs from base 155 to 877 and encodes 240 amino acids. The transcript has 9 exons.
UUCCAUCCUGAUCUGAUCCUGCUCCUGAACUCGCUCCUGCUGCGGAACACGUGCAAAACUCCCGCGGUCACAGACCUUCACUUCCGGGGUGACGCUGUCAUCUGCACUCUCCGCAAUCCUGCAUCCCCUCUGCUUCCGGCUCGGUGUUGUGAUCAUGCCCAGGCGUCUCCUGCUGGUGUCCAACUCCACACUGUAUGGUGGAGGAUAUCUCCAACACUGUCAACACAACAUCACUGACUUCCUGGGAAAACAGGUGAAGAGGAUCCUGUUCAUCCCAUACGCUCUACAUGAUCAUGAUAAAUACACCAAGACGGCCAGACGGGAGCUGAACAGCCUGGGUUAUGAGGUAGACAGUGUUCAUGAGGCUGCAGACCCUGUCGGGGCCGUGCGCAAAGCCGAGGCCAUAUUCAUCGGUGGAGGAAACACGUUCCGUCUGCUCAAAGCUCUCUACGAUAACAACCUGGUGAAUGAAAUUAAGAAAAGAGUGCUUCAGGACGGAAUUCCGUACCUGGGAUCAAGUGCUGGCACUAACGUAGCCACCGUUAGCAUUAACACCACUAAUGACAUGCCCAUCGUUUACCCACCCAGCUUCAACGCCAUCGGCCUCGUCCCAUUCAACAUCAACCCUCACUACCUGGACCCCGACCCCAACAGCAGGCACAUGGGGGAAACACGUGAGCAAAGAAUCACUCAGUAUCAUGAGGAGCUGAACACACCAUGUGUGCUGGGUCUGAGGGAAGGGUCCAUGCUGCUGGUGGAAGGAAACAAUGCCACGUUACUCGGCACUACCAACGCUCGUCUUUUCCAGAGGGGAAAGGAGACGAGCGAGCAUCAACCUGGGAGUGAUCUGAGUUUUUUACUGUCUGAUGAUCAGUAACGGAGUGAUGAGAGACAGUAACACUGUAGCAGAAUAUAAAAACAAUCUGAAAACAACCACAUCUGUAAUAAAAUCAGUUCUUUAAAUCCA